AUGUGGCACCACAUACAGAACGCCGCACCUUUUACAACAACACCCGUGCGGCACUGGCCCCCACAGCAACGCCAUGUGGCGCAAUACAGCAACGCACGCAUUUACAACCGCCCUGCAACAUUUACAACAACACCCGUACUGACCCCCUACCACGACAACAACAAUGUGGCACCAGACCCCCAACAACACCCAUGCACACAACAACCACGCACAAACCGGCACCCGCACUUACAACCAACACAUGAGGCACCACGACCCCCACAACAACGCCAUGCGGCACCAAACCCCCCACAACAGCCGCCAUGCAGCGCCGCCCCCCACACAUUUACAACAACGCCAUGUGGCGCCACGGCCCCCACAACCGCCCAUGCGGCACCAUACCACAGCAACAUGCGGCCAUACAACAACGCCGAAACGGCCCCACAACAACCUUGUGCACCAUUACAACAACGCCUGCUGUUAUCACAACAACAUGGGCACCACAGCCCCAAACAACACCAACUGACGCCACCCACAACCAACCAUAUGCGGCGCAGCCCCACAACAACGCCAUGCGGCACAGCCCCCCACAACGCCGGCAGCCCCACAACAACACCCAUGCGGCUGCAACCCCACAACAAACGACCAACACCCGUAGCAGCACCACAGCCCCACAACAACACCAUGUAG
Messenger RNA from Homarus americanus (American lobster), 669 nucleotides. RefSeq names its product early nodulin-75-like. Lineage: Eukaryota; Metazoa; Arthropoda; Malacostraca; Decapoda; Nephropidae. Bases 1 to 669 code for a protein of 222 amino acids. The transcript has a single exon. The record is from RefSeq and is a predicted model, not a curated record.